AUGCGAAUAGUAGUGCCCCUUCCUCUAAAAUUACGUUCUCAGACUUUACCAUCUUCUACGGUGCCGUCUCCUCCUAUGACACCCGUACCGAGCACAGAUGUUCCUCUUUCAACAAUUGAAGUGAAUCCACACCCAAUAAGUAAUGCGCCAAAUUUUAAUGUACCGCCAAAGAAACCUACAUCUCAAUUACCAGAAAACAUACACCCUAUUAACACGAAUACAGAAAUUCCCGUUACACACGUACCGUUAACGGCCACACCAGUUAAUCCGAAUAAUCCCGUAGCAUUGCCCAGAAAUAUCGCACCACUAGAUGGAAUGGCAGAUCCAUUUAGUAAUAAUCACCCUG
This is a messenger RNA of Racocetra fulgida, 346 nucleotides long. The record is from the annotation of a GenBank genome assembly. Lineage: Eukaryota; Fungi; Glomeromycota; Glomeromycetes; Diversisporales; Gigasporaceae.